Molecule: messenger RNA, 5471 nt
Organism: Mesoplodon densirostris (Blainville's beaked whale)
Lineage: Eukaryota; Metazoa; Chordata; Mammalia; Artiodactyla; Ziphiidae
Gene: FADD
Product: Fas associated via death domain
Exons: 2
Coding region: 174-809 (211 amino acids)
Biological process (GO): regulation of apoptotic process; signal transduction
Molecular function (GO): protein binding
Source: RefSeq, a predicted model, not a curated record
CUUCCGGUGAGGGGGCAUCAGACGCUGGAAGUGGGAACCUCCGUCGCUAGGCCGAAGGGCGCGGGGCCCUAGAGGAGACGCGGGCCGUGUCUGUGGGGGCGCGGCCAGAGAGCGGGCGGCGGGCCGGGCCGGGGGAAGCCAGAGGGGGGCCGGGCCCCGCCGCGCCCGCCGCCAUGGACCCGUUCCUGGUGCUGCUGCACUCAGUGUCGGCCGGCCUGUCGAGCAGCGAGCUGACCGAGCUCAAGUUCCUGUGUCAGAGCCGCGUAGGCAAGAGGAAGCUGGAGCGCGUGCAGAGUGGCCUGGACCUCUUCUCCGUGCUGCUGGAGCAGAACGAGAUGAGCUCCGAGAACACCGUGCUGCUCCGCGAGCUGCUUGUCUCCCUGCGGCGCCAGGACCUAUUGCGGCGCCUGGAAGACUUCGAGGCGGGCGCGGCGGUCGGGGCCGCGCCGGAGGAGCGAGACCUGCGGGCAGCGUUUGACAUCAUCUGUGAUAACGUGGGGAAGGACUGGAGGAAGCUGGCUCGUCACCUCAGAGUGUCUGACGCCAAGAUUGAAGCCAUUGAGGAGAAGUAUCCCCGGAACCUGGCAGAACAGGUGAGGGAGUCGCUGAGAGUCUGGAAGAACAGCAGGCGGGACGAUGCGGCCGUGUCCCACCUGGUGAGGGCGCUCAGGGCCUGCCGGCUGAACCUGGUGGCAGACCUCAUCGAGGAGGGUCAGCGGGCCCGGGCCCUCCAGAGCGAGACUGGGGAUCCUGUGUCCCUCUCUGAGUCCUGGGACUCAGACUCGCCCGCCUCGGGGGCCUCCCGAUGACCCAGCUGCUCUUCUCCAGGACCAAAGGCAUCUACCCACUCUGAACUUCGGUUCCCUCCACCGCGGCUAACCAUGUCCCAUCCGUGCCAGCGUGUGAAGACCCGGCAGGGAGCCGGGUGAGGGCCCGCGCGGGCUCUGGGCACUGUGAUCAGCCUCAGAGGGAGAUGCUUUCAUCCCCGUUAAACGAGUUCCUACCAGAGGACAUUGCGGGCCACAUCCAACACGUAGGAGGGACCUAUAAAAGAUGGUGGUUAGGGUUAUAAACCUGGUCGUUGUACAAGUGAGGAAGCGCAGAGUCGAACUGGAGGCAAGUCAGUAGUAAUGGGGGGGCUGGGCUGGUGGCCAGUGCUGUCCAGCUCUGGAGCCCGUGCUUGGAACCGCUGGCUCCUUCUGCCAUCCCCAUGGUUGCCAAAGGCUUCGAGGCUGGUGGUGUAGACCCGUCUCCCAGGGCAGGUGGCAUAGGGGUGAGGCGAUGCCUGUGAGGUGUUUAGAAAAUGUGGACACAGGGCUGGGCAGAUGCUAGUUCAGAGAAGUAUGAUUCCUGUGAUUCCACAGUGUGUUACUAUUUUGUGUCAAAACCACUAUCUUUCUGAUAACAGAGUUGGCAAGGGAGCUGGAGCCUGUGAUUUUAAGAAGUAAUCUUUCUUCCUGCUUCUCAGGUAACCCUAUUGAAUCAGGGCCUUUACAAAGGAAACCUCCACAUUACAAAGAAUUUUCUCAUCCCAUUGAUGAUGAUUUCAUUUUACGUGCUCUCAGAAGUCCCAUUGUAGUCGAUUUCAGUGUCCCUUGAAGGUUAUCACAGGCCCAACCUGGGAGUAGGGUGGCUGCAUUUCAUAACAGCUCCGGGGACCACUAGCAAGGGGAGUGUUUAGGGGGCUGGGAUGAAUUAGGAGAUUGGGAUUGACAUAUACACACUACUGUGUAUUGUAUAAAGUGGCAGAGAGCCCAGCGUUCAUGCCUUGCGCCUUCCUGCUGUGACCUUGGGAAAGCUACUUGUGAUGUCAUGCCAUGCCGCCUUGACCUUGGGUUGCUGAGAUCCUAGCAACACUCCCCUCCAGGCUGUGGACCCAGCCUUCGGCACAUACUUAGUGCCAGGCACUGCUAGGAGCUGGGGUCAUGCAGCAGACAAGACAGAAGUGGCCCUACUCUGUUGACCCCGAAAGCCUGGCCGGGAACACGAGUGUUGACCAAUUCAUCACAAGUUUGGGAGUUGAGACAGUUCAGCCCCAGAGUGGCGUGGCCUGGCCCGGUUCAUGCACAGAAUAUUCCCCCGCCUGCCAGGAGCAUCUGCCUCUUCAGGACCUCGGGUCAGGGCUAGUUCUGUGGAUAACACACACAUCAUCAUCAUCAUCAUCAGUAAAUGAGAGUGGCUUGGCUAACGGGUCGCUUUGGGACGUAGGUGACCUGGAAAAUGUGUCCACGUUUCUUGAACAGAGGCAGAUUUCAGAGGUGCUGCCAAUCUUCUUAUGGUUUAUGGCAUAUGCUACUGAAAUGUGAGGGUGCUGGGCACCCUGGCCUGCAUCCCCCGGCACGGUUCUCACACCUGGAAGGAACCUCUACCCUCUGUCGCACCAGGUGCUCUCAUGGAGGCUUUGACAACACAUGCUUACAGCACUCAGGAUUUUCCAAGGCCUGGGACCCGGCACUGGGCCGACUCCGUGCCACGUGAGGUGAGGCACUGGUCCCCCUGGCCACCGGCAUCCAAAGGCUCCCCUCAGCGAGCUGCUCUGGUCCACGUGGUGAGGGUGUUGGAGCAGCCGCAGUAGACCAGUCACAUGACCUAAUCUCACCCCCAAGGCACAGAUCUGAGUUCCAGGACACAAGAGGUGAUGGAUGAGAAAGCGCCUCCUUCCAGCACUGCUGUCUGCCUCCCAGGCCCUGCAGGUGGGCCAGCCGUGGUGGCUCUGGGCCGCUGGGGCAAAGCUGCAGAGCCUGGUGGUGGGUGAACUUGCACAAGAAACUGGCCCCGGAAGGUGGGAGCUCCAGGCCAGGUAGAAUCCUCCGUUUGUUCAGUCCUCAGUGGUCAGGAGGCUUCCACUGUAGCUGCGCUGCCAGGCAUUGACGUGAGACUGAGCAAGCAGGCAGCCUGCCCUCAGAAAGCACACAAUUUCCCCAGUUUUGUGACACAAAAGGAAAAGGCACAAUAAAAGUGUAUAGAGCGACUUCCCUGGCGGUCCAGUGGUUAAGACUUCACCUUCCAAUGCAGGGGGUGCGUCGGGGAGCUAAGACCCCACGUGCCUCGCAGCCAAAAAACCAAAACAAGCAAUAUUGUAACAAAUUCAAUAAAGACUUUAAAAAUGGUCCACAUCAAAAAAAAAAAGUGUAUAGAAAAAGCACAAAUGCCUAUAUGGGCCCUAAAAGUGGAAAGGUACACAGCAAAUUUUGGAGAGCAGUUCUCUGAACGAUAGUUUUUCUGUAUGCUAUCCAUAUUUUCCCUGUUUCUGUAACGGUUUCAGUUGUCCGCCAAAUACCAGUCCCAGGUGUAACGUGGACCGUGAGGGGGGGUGUCCUGGAGAGCAGGGCGCCGCAUGGGCUCUCGAGCCUGACCUGGGUGUGAACCAGGGGCUCUGUCCCUUGGGGCUCCACCUUCCUGAAAAGGGGCCAUUAGAUAAAUAUGAAGUGCUUGGCCAAGUCUGUGGCCCUAUUUUUACCUUAAAAACAAACAUGUCACCCAGAGCCCCAGAGGUCUGCCAAAGGCUGUUCUGCUCUGUGUGGUCUCAGAACAUUGAGCCCAGCCUCUGUGCGUCUUGCGGGAUCUUAGCUCCCUGAUCAGGGAUUGAACCCGUGCCCCCUGCAGUGGAAGCGCAGAGUCCUAAGCACUGGACCGCCAGGGGAUUCCCGUUCCGGGUCUUCUCAUAACCCCUCCUGGGACAGAUGUGGUUGACAUCUAACCAGAGCUGUGACCCUGGGGACAGGUCAGCUACACCCCACGUAGGCUGUGAGCUGCUGCAAUUUCUGGACAAGGAUUUCUCACAGCAACUUUCCAAAAAAAACCAUCCCUUUUUUUUUUUUCAGUCACAUAAAAUUUUUUCUGAUAAAGCUGCACGUGAUUUCCUUGGAAGCGAAAGUUGAGCCACAUUCUGCUCUCAAUCCUUUUUCCCCUGAGAAGAAGGGAAAGAAGGGUCCACAUGUACGUGCUUUGCGGGAGAUUUCCCAGCCAGCGAAGGAGAAUUGGAACAAGUGUUUCCUCGACAAGGGUCGCUCCCUCUCCCGGCCCACAGGCUUCCCGGCCUCCCCCUGCCACCUCGCCGAGGCCAGCCCUGCUCCUGGGCGCCCGGGGCUGUGGGUCCCCGUCCAGGGCCCCCGCCCCCUCCAGACUCUUCCGUUGGGGCGGGGGCUGGCCCGCCUCCCGUCCGCUCCUCUUCCUCCCAGGCGACCCCACGGCCACCCCCAAAGUGCACUGCAGAGUGGAGGCUGCCGGUCCCACGGUGCGCUCUCCUGGUUUGUGCGGCCUCUAGGGCACCUGGCCGCUUCCUUCCGCCUCCGUGCCCUGUCCCAGCCCCCCACCCAUGGGAGCAACACUUGCUAUGCAAGUGACCGGAUCACAGAUUUCUGGGAUUCGGACGUGGGCGUGGUGGGGGCAGGUGUUCCGCCCAGCGCACGGCGCCUCCGCCUCAGCAUCCCCCCACGCGUGCCCGGUUCCGUGCCUGGCGACACAGCCCGGUUAGUUGCCCUCGGCGCAGACCGCGGCCCCCUCCCUGGGGCUCGCGCUCCCGUACGCAGCAGCACCGGCUCCUCUGGACCCUACCUCGCAAGCCUUUCUCGUUGCCCCCGCCUCUGCCCCUUCUGCCCCGCCUCGUCAGCCGCCAGAAAUAGUCAUGCUGCAGACUCCCGACUGUAUUCCUAGAAACCGCAAGCUCUCUCCACAUAUUUUUCAGUUUUGUGUUUUUCUUCCCAUGAUACGUAUUCUGAGUCAUCUUGCUGACUGCUUUCUAACCACAGGAUUCCUGUGUGCAUCGCGUUUUGGAACCAGACAGGCAAGCGUGAUGCAGGGUCGCGCGUGUGCUUAUUCGAAAAUGGCCGGUCACCGUACAUCGGCCGGAUCAGGCAAAGCUUCCCUUUUACAAGGAAAAUGUGCAAUUGAAACCCUUUUUCGUCAAAGAAGCCCUCAGUUUCUUAAGUCAGUGACUAAGUUAAUACACUGUGGCAAGAGUCCCACGUGGGUACCAACCACAUUAGUUGUCACCAGGCAACAGAGGCCGAGUCAGUGCGUCAGCGGUGUCCUCGUCAAGCGAAGGCUGGAAACCGGAAAACGUGGGUCGUUUGGUCACCCAGGCACCAGGCAGGGCUAAGCUUCCCUUCCCCACACCUGCUUGGUGACAGUCUCGGAACGGGCAACGACUUUGUUUCAGCGCGUGUUUCACGGGACAGACCUGUCUGGGGAGAUGACGAAGUUCUCGAGAUGGUUGGGAUGAUGGUUGACAACACUGUGAGUGAAUUUUAUGUUGGUAUUAUUUUACCACAAGUUUUAAAAUCAUCCUUCACAUUAAAUUAACCAUUUAGUUAUAUUAUUAAUCUAAAUUGUAUUCGUUUCGUGGACUUCUCUCUGUCUAAUUUGAAUUUUAUUGGCGUUUUGUAAGUUACGAGGGCUAGGAGCAUAAGCGUGUCUCCGGCCUAUGUGUGUGUUGAAGUGACAUUAUUAUAAAUAAAACUUUGUCCAUC